This is a messenger RNA of Xenopus laevis (African clawed frog), 4627 nucleotides long. It is a transcript of the gene atad2.S, whose product is annotated as ATPase family, AAA domain containing 2 S homeolog. Bases 210 to 4259 code for a protein of 1349 amino acids. The transcript is spliced from 28 exons. The record is from RefSeq and is a predicted model, not a curated record. Lineage: Eukaryota; Metazoa; Chordata; Amphibia; Anura; Pipidae.
AAUAGAGCGUGAUAGCUGCAUUGACUGACUGAUUGAUGGGUUUCAGUGCAGGCGAUCGAAAACCAUAGUUUGAACGUCCGGCGGAGGGAUACGAUCCGGGUGAGCGGGUUGGCGUCAGCUUGUGGAAGUUUUGUGGCGCCAGAAUUUGGAAUCGUUCUUCCGUCUGGUCUAUACGUUUGUUGGGGUUGUAAUCUGCGGCGGGAGCGGACAUGGUGCUGCUUCGGAGCGCUGCGGGGUCAUCGAAUGGCCCUGCGACGUCUUACCGGGACAACGAGUCUCUGCUCGAUUCCAGCUCCGAGUUUCUCUGCCUAGAACCACAGAAGGAGUCCCCAGAGUUGGGUAAACGGAGGUCUCGGAGAAGCCCCGGCCUUAACAGCACGGCCGAGACUGCAGAAGGUCCCUUUUCUGAAAAUGAGGGUGUCGGUAGCCAUAGUCAGAGAGCUUUAAGAAAGCGUAAAUUUGAAGACCUUCAGAACAGCUCAGAUAAAAGCCUGGAUAAAACCAAUGAAAUGAAUGAUGAUAAACGUGAAGUCAGGAGGCUAACAAGAAGGGUAGCAAAGCAAGAAGCCGAUGCAAGCAUCAAUGGGAACUGCAAUGGAGAAGAAAUAGUAACCUCUGCCUGUGAAACUUCGAGGAGAACAAGAAACCCUGAAAAGACUGCUGCCCAUCAAGUGAAUGGAGAUGUGGAAGUUCGCCGGAGUGGAAGGAUCAGGAGAAGCCUUUACAGCACCACUAAUCAGUCUGUUCUGUUUGAUAAACUCAUAACAAAUACAGCAGAAGCUGUUCUGCAAAAGAUGGACCACAUGAAGAAAAUGCGGCGCCGGCGUCUUCGGGAGCUUGAUGAUCUCACAGUCUUCAAUGACACUGAAGAGAGCAUUGACAUGUAUUCACUGGUGAAGGAAAAACGUGGUGCUGCACAAUUGGAUGAGGAAACCACAGAUAAUCAAGAGGAAAGUGGAGAAUCUUCUGAAGAAGGUGAAGAGCAAGAAGAUGAGGAAGAGGAGGAUGAAGAUGAGGAGGAUGAAGAUGGAGAAGAAGAUAACCAAAAACGUUAUGAAUUGCGGCAGAGGAAAACUGUUGUGCCCUACCAGGCUCCCUUAGCAGAACCCAGGAGCCAUAAGAAGCGUGGUAUGUUUUAUGAUGGCUCUGCUUCUCCAACAAGAAGGUAUCGUCGCUUUAAUUCAGCUGGGCCAAGAAGUCCUUACUGCAAAAGGCGCCUCAAUAGGAGAAGGCAUGCCAUCCAUAGUAGUGAUUCUACAUCCUCUUCAUCAGAUGACGAGCAACAUUUUGAGAGGCGUAUGAAUCGGAGCCUCAACAAAGCUGUUAGCAGGUGCUUACCUCUUAAUCUGCAAAGAGAUGAUCUGAAGGGAAUUCACAAAGACAGAAUGAAAAUAGGAGCAAGCCUUGCGGAUGUGGAUCCAAUGCAAAUAGAUACAACUGUCAGAUUCAGUAGUGUUGGGGGACUUUCCAAACAUAUUGCUGCUCUCAAAGAGAUGGUGGUUUUCCCUUUACUUUACCCUGAAAUAUUUGAAAGAUUUAAGAUACAACCUCCACGUGGCUGUCUGUUCUACGGGCCUCCUGGUACAGGAAAAACUUUAGUUGCUCGGGCAUUGGCAAAUGAAUGCAGUAUUGGUGAUAAGAGAGUGUCCUUCUUCAUGAGGAAAGGUGCAGACUGCCUAAGCAAAUGGGUUGGAGAGUCUGAGCGCCAGCUAAGGCUGCUUUUUGAUCAGGCCUAUCAAAUGCGACCUUCUAUUAUAUUUUUUGAUGAAAUAGAUGGUUUGGCACCUGUAAGAUCCAGUCGACAGGAUCAAAUUCACAGUUCAAUAGUUUCCACCUUGCUUGCUCUUAUGGAUGGACUGGAUAGUCGAGGAGAAAUUGUGGUAAUUGGAGCCACAAAUAGACUAGAUUCAAUUGAUCCUGCCUUAAGACGACCAGGGCGUUUCGACAGAGAAUUUCUUUUCUCCUUGCCUGAUAGAGAUGCAAGAAAGGAGAUUCUCAAGAUUCACACAAAAGAAUGGAACCCAAAGCCAUCAGACAUAUUUUUGGAAGAACUUUCUGAAAAAUGUGUCGGAUACUGUGGAGCAGAUAUAAAGUCUGUGUGUGCAGAAGCAGCUCUUUGUUCAUUGCGCCGCCGCUAUCCCCAGAUAUACACCACGACGGAAAAAUUGCAACUGGAUGUUAAUUCUAUUAAGAUUACUGCUAAAGACUUUAUUAUAGCCAUGCAGAAAAUUGUGCCAGCUUCCCAGAGAGCUGUUGUAUCUCCUGGGCAAGCACUGUCUCCAAUAAUCCAGCCACUUCUUCAGAACACACUUCAUAAAGUCUUGGAAGCUCUGAUGAAAAUUUUUCCUCAUGCUCUUGAAGGAAUCAAGAAAGAAAAACAAUCUGAACGUUCAAGUCACCUGGUGGAUGAAGAAUUGUUAUAUAGUGAUGAUGAAGGCCCAUCAGUUUUUGAAAAUGGCUUGCCUAAUAAAACACCAAACAAACCAAAUUGUCCAUUUCUUCAACUAAAUAUGAAUGCACGUAAUCAUCCAACUUCAUAUAGGCCUAGACUCCUGCUGGCUGGUAAACCGGGGUAUGGGCAAGGAACCCAUCUGGCUCCUGCAGCUAUACAUGCCUUGGAAAAGUUCACUGUAUACACGGUAGAUCUUGCCGUUCUUUUUGGUGUUGGCGCUACCUCCCCUGAAGAAACUUGUGCUCAGCUUUUUCGGGAAGCUAAAAGAACUGCCCCAAGCAUCCUGUAUAUUCCACAUAUUCACUUAUGGUGGGAAACAGUCGGUGACAUACUGAAGGCAACGUUUAUUACUUUGCUGAAAAGCAUCCCUUCGUUUUCACCUAUUCUCUUCCUUGCAACAUGUGAUGUGGAUCAUUAUAAGUUGCCAAAUGAGUUGCAAGAGCUUUUUGUGGAAGAUUAUGGUGAAGUAUUUCAUGUUCAGUUGCCAAGCAGAGAGGAAAGAAGGGCAUUCUUUGAGGAUCUUCUAUUAAAUCAAGCUGCCAAAGCUCCAGUUUCUAAAAAGAAGGCAGUUCUGCAGGCACUGGAGGUUUUGCCUCUUGCUCCUCCACCUGAGCCGCGCACUCUCUCAGCUCAGGAACUGAAACAACUGGAAGAGCAGGAAGAGAACACACUGCGAGAGCUGAGACUCUUUUUAAGGGAUGUCUCCCACAGACUUGCCAUAGAUAAACGCUUCAGAGCUUUUACAAAGCCUGUGGAUCUAGAGGAGGUGCCUGAUUAUGUGACAGUCAUUGCACAGCCCAUGGAUCUCUCUACCGUCAUCAGCAAAAUUGAUCUGCACAAAUAUCAUACAGUCAAGGAAUAUUUAAAAGAUAUUGAUCUCAUAUGUAGCAAUGCUUUAGAGUACAACCCUGAUAAAGAUCCAGGAGAUCGUUUGAUCAGGCACAGAGCUUGCACUCUCAAAGAUGCCACUUAUGCAAUAAUUAAAGAAGAGUUGGAUGAAGAAUUUGAAAAGCUUUGUGAAGAAAUCCAAGAAUCUCGCAAGAAAAGAGGUUUUUCUGCUUCAAAAUAUGCACCGUCGUAUUACCAUGUUCUACCAAAACAGAGUGGCACUACAGAUGGAAAGAAAGCAGAAACAGAAAAGACAGGGCAGUCGGCAGUACCCUUGGCAGUCAGCACACCAAGUGCAACUCAAUUUAAAAGGAAACCCAGGAGAAAAAGUCGGUGGAGUUCGGGUAACUGUACUAAAAGAAAGAGGCUUCCAUCUCUUAAAAAUGAAAAAAACAAUGAAGAGGCUGAAAGUGAGGCUGACCAGGAAAAUCCUGAAUCAAGCCUUGACCGUACAGAGAUUGAAUUGGACUCUUCAGCUGAUGCAGGGAAUGAGACGCCUGCAGCAGACAAUCCUGCUGAGAACUUGCCAAUGCAAAUGUUAACAUCUACUGUUAAUACAAAGGAGCCUGAAUCUACAGCACCUGAAGAGCCUCCAGCUGUAGAGCACAGCGAAUUAGGUGAUGUGCGUUUUGUGCACAUGACCCGUGGAAGACAACUUCAAGUUGAACAGCAGCAUUUGGUCAGCGCCGAAGAAGCCAUGGCGAUACUUUCUGAACCAACCCCAGUCUUGUAUGUUGAUCAUAACCAACUUAAGAAUCUUGUGGACAAAGCUGUAGCAAGAAGCAAUGACUAUAAUGUAUUUCAGCUGGAAAAGAUGUAUGCCUUACUCAGCCAGUGUAUAUACAGACAUUGUAAAGAUUAUGAUAAAACACUGUUAAUAAAGGAAAUGGAAGAUGAAAUAAACAGCUUCAGAAAAUGAAACACGGAUUUUACCUCACAUGACCUGCCAGAUGUGACCUAUAUAAUAUAUACAGCUUAAAUAAAUGUUCUAUUUACUUGUAAAUGUUUUCUUUGAAAAUGUAUUCUUCAGAUACACAAGCAAUAAUUGCUUUUUAUACUAAUGUACUUUCAUAUUUGUAUAUCGCCCUCAUCCCCCUCUUUUAUAUGGAUUCCCUGUAAGUACGAAUGUUGGAAAACUGUAAAUACAAACGUCUUCCAAUGAAUGAGUUUCUUUUAAACUUCCGAGAUAACAAGGUCUGUGGUGAAAGUUUGUUUAUCUGACUUAAGCAACACUGGUGCUGAAAAUGGUAUAUUGUCCUCAAAAUAAAGUCUUUCUUUGUGCCAAAA